Molecule: messenger RNA, 2313 nt
Organism: Lycium barbarum (goji berry)
Lineage: Eukaryota; Viridiplantae; Streptophyta; Magnoliopsida; Solanales; Solanaceae
Exons: 8
Coding region: 820-1863 (347 amino acids)
Source: RefSeq, a predicted model, not a curated record
AUGCUCUGUCAUAUCAUUAAUGCCAAGAGCUCUUAAGUCUAAAUUUGAAAGACGGAAAUAUCCCUAAAAUAUUGAUGGACAUCUCCCCUUUAAAAAAUAAUGAAAUAAUUAAUGUUAAUAAUAUAUAAAAAAUUAAAUACAUUUAUAAUAACUAAAAAAUGGUCUGUCAUAUUAUUAAUGCCAAGAGCCGUUUUCUUUUUUGCUCUCUUUAUUUAUUUGUAUUUAUACUUAUUUGGUUGGCUUCAAACUUCUAAACCUUUCCAAAUUCUCUUCAUCAAUAUGCAUUGAUCUUCUAGCUACUAUUUUCAUAGAUCAUAUAUGAAAGUAUUUGUUUCCCUGUAUAUCUCCUUUUUCAUACGGAGUAUAUUUUUUUAGUUAAAUACCACUAAGCAAGUUUAGUAUGUAAUUUAUUAUAUUAACCAAGUAAUAAAAAAGAAGUGUUUCAAGCAACACAUAACGAAAAGAAAAAAAAGGGGGAAAGGGCAUCAGGUCAUAAGACCAAAACCCUAAAAUCUUGCUCAACAAUUGAAGAUCUAGUGCUAGGUUUGAGCACUUCUCCACUUCCUAGGUUUUUGGGUUAAUCAGAAGCACUACUUCCUUCAAACUCAUUGUCCUUCUAAUUCCCACCAAAGAGAAUUACAGAAAGCUGAAAAAUGGAAAAAGAAACCGUUUUUUGGCGCUUACAUUUUUUCACAAUUUUGGCUCCAAAAGAAUUUCAGGAUAACCACCAUAUAUAUGAGAAAAUAAAUGAAGAAGUUACAUUGGAAAGUGAAGCAGAAUUUCUGCACCUGAGCAAGAAGAACAGAAUUUUGCAAAUCAAUGGCACCAGGAGGACAUAUCUUCAAACAAACUACACUUACAGGGAAAACUAUUCGAGCUACUCAAUCGCCGGAUGAAUCAAAUAAUGUUACUCCCCCUGUUAAUACAGAUGAUUCCACUAAGAUCAGGAAUGGUCGUGGCAAGACUAGAGGGAAAGGUCUUGAAAGGAUGAGGAAGACUAUGGGAAGCAAGAUGAAAAUUGAGAUUCCACUUGGUAAAGGGAGGCCAACUAAGCCAACUCAAUUGGCAAAAUUAUCCAAUGAACUAGGGAUAAUUGCCAGGAAUUUUCUUUCGCUUCCAAACAAGUGGAAGGAACUCACAAGAGAGGACAAAGAUGCAGCACUAAUUAGGUGCCACGAGAAGUUUGAAAUUGAUUUGGACGAGCAUUACGUGAAAGAUAGUGUUGAGGAUAUUUUGAAAAACAGAAGCCGACAAUGGCGUUACAAGUUAAAACAGCUAUUUGAAAGUGCACGUUCCGAGGAAGAAGCUCGUAAAAUUGAAGUGCCAGAGUUGACCCGAGAAAAUUGGAAUAAGCUUUGUGACAUGUGGGCUGAUCCAGAGCAUAAGAAACGAUGCGACAUAAACAGGGCCAAUCGAAGUAAGCUUAAAACUAAUCAUUUCAUGGGGUCAAAAGCGUUUGUACCUGCUCGUGCUGAACUUGCUGAAAAUGGAGUAGAGCCUGACAGAAUCGAGUUCUACAAGAGUACUCAUUACUCGACUGAAAAAGGAUGGUCAUCUCUAGAGACUGAGACUAACUAUAAAAACCUAAAAGAUUUGAAAGAUAUAUAUACUUCGGGAGAGCCGGGAGAGCCUUCCAUGACUAUUGAUCAAAUUAUGGAUACUAUACUUGGUAAAAAAUCGGUAUACAUAAAAGGUCUCGGUUAUGGUCCGAAACCUGAUACUACAAGAGCCACACAAAGAAGAACGACAGAGUUAGAAGACUCCCUUAGAAAGACGAAAGAGGAAGCUGCUACUGCCCAACAUGAUUUACAGAAACGAUUAAAUGUAGUGGUAGAAACCCAGCAGUCCAAGAUAGAAACCUAGCAGUCCCAGGUAGAAACUCAGCAGGACCAGAUACAAGCAUUAAACUCUCAAUUGGUUACUUUAGCAGCACGCCAAGAGGAAAUGUUUAAAAAAAUGCAACAUUUUGUUAGCUCAUCGCCAUCAAGGUAUUAAAUGUGGGAAUUGAAUCAAGACUGAUUGCAAGCUAAGUGUCACCACAUUAUUAGUAUUUUAAAAGAAACCUGCACUAUCUGUCUUAGUUUAGGAGUAAUAUUUCGUAUAUUUCAGUUGGAUUGGUACUUUGGAAGAAACUGCAUUGUCUGUCUUAGUUUAGGAGUAAUAUUUAGUAUAUUUCAGUUGGAUUUUCUUGUCGUUAGACAUAUUUUACUUUUAUUUAGGAGUUUGUAAUGAGAUAUGAUCUCAGUACAAUUUUAGUUGUUCUUAAUUGUAUGAUCAUGGGUGAAUUGUAUUAUUAUCUAGCAUGUUUUGUUA